AUGAGUUCAUCUGACCAUCACUGUUGUUCACAUGAUCAUGAUCAUUCUGCCACAGCAUCAGAUACAUCAUCAAAUGAUAAACCGAUACUCAAAAAAUCAACUAGUGUGACAGAUCAAAAUAUUGACGAUGAAACAAAAACUGUCUCACAACUAUUUGAUAUAGCUUGGAAAAAUCAAAAUGAUUUACAAGAUUCUCAUAUUGAUACAACAUCAGACGACUAUGCAACAAAACUGUCAGAAGAAAUACGUCUAUUAAAACUACUAGAAGAACGAAUACAAUCGCUUGAGUUAUUUAGUACAAAUGAACAUUAUAAUGAAAUAACAACGAAUAAUAUUCGUUAUUUUUUAAUCUAUGCAUUUCUUGGAUGGUUAUAUCAAACAAAACGUUCAAAACCAUCGGCACGUAUUACCAAUGUUCAACAAGCAUGCGAUUAUUAUAGAAAAUUUCUCAUGAUAACAAAACAGUAUUCCUUACAUGAACAUCAAAUACCCGAACCACUUUCAAUCGAUGAAGGUCAAAUUGAUUCAAAUCUGUCAGGUGACGUAUCGACAGGAAAUCGGAAUAUGACAACAAUGGCGCAAGAUCGAGCAUACAAAAUACGUAGCCAUAUGAAACGUCGAGAAGAAGAAGAGGCAAUGUAUACCUAUGAGAAAGCAAUGAAACAUGAUACCACAGAUGAUGAAGCAAAACGAAAUUUUUAUCUCAAGGAACUAAAGCUUCUUCAACAACGUGCUGUGUUGACCAAUGAUGAGAAUAUUUUACAUCAUCCACAAAAAUCUACUCAUCCAUUAAAACCUAUAAUUUUAACACGUGAUCAAUUACAAUCAAAAGUAUUUGGAGCAGGUUAUCCAAGUAUGUCGACAAUGACAGUAGAUGAAUUUUAUCAAAAUUUAACUAAACAAGGACUCAUGCCGAGUGAAGAAGAACAGAAAACAAUAAAGAACGCUCCUAUGACUUUUCCAACAGCAAGCGACAUGGAAAAAGAAGUAGUUGCUAAAGAAGAAUAUGUUGAGAGAGAUGAUUCAGAUAUGAUUCGAUAUUUACGUUCAAAGGAUGAAUUUAAAGAUGAUCAUUUGCGUGUUGGAAAAGAUGUUGUUGUUGAAUUAAAAAAUGAUCUAAGUAUAGCUGGUACUCUUCAUUCUGUUGAUCAAUAUUUAAAUGUUAAAUUAACAGAAGUUCAAGUAUUAGAUCCUGAAAAAUAUCCUCAUAUACAAUCAGUUAAACAUUGUUUUAUACGUGGAUCAGUUAUACGUUAUAUACAAUUGCCACCAGACGAUGUUGAUACACAAUUAUUGCAAGAAGCAGCUCGUAAAGAAGUAACUCAAGGAAGAAAAGAAUAA
Messenger RNA from Didymodactylos carnosus, 1341 nucleotides. Lineage: Eukaryota; Metazoa; Rotifera; Eurotatoria; Philodinida; Philodinidae. The record is from the annotation of a GenBank genome assembly.